Molecule: messenger RNA, 312 nt
Organism: Zychaea mexicana
Lineage: Eukaryota; Fungi; Mucoromycota; Mucoromycetes; Mucorales; Lichtheimiaceae
Product: IGR protein motif-domain-containing protein
Exons: 4
Coding region: 1-312 (103 amino acids)
Cellular component (GO): mitochondrion
Source: RefSeq, a predicted model, not a curated record
AUGUUUACAGUUGUUAGAUCGUUGGCGAUCCGUGGUGCACGGUUUUCGCACACUGCCUCUGUUACUGCUCCUCAACCACGAGGCAACAUCAAAGAAGCUGGCGAUUUCCUGAAAGCGAUCGGACGUGGCUGCGACGAAUUUGCUGGCAAAUUUGAGAGCUGGGAAAGCCUGUUUACCGCAGACAGCCGUACCAUGAGAAACGACUUUGGUAUACCCACUAAACAGCGAAAAUACAUCCUCUCAUGGCGCGAGCUCUACAAGCAAGGAAAAGAGCCUUAUGCUAUUUCGUUGCCUAGUCCUAAAAAGAAAUAA